GUAUGAAGGUCCUGCGUGUUUGAUUGGUGAUUUCAGUAGAAUCGUGUGUCAUAUUGACUGUAGAAACGCGUCUAUAGCAACAGAUUUGCGACACAAUCAAGAGCACAAAGCGAAACAUCUUUACUAGCGUUAGCUUCGGUGUUAAACACCUGAAAACUGAAGUAAUAAAGCGUCAGUGUGAACUGAAGUCAUUUCUGCAGCACUUCUGUCAUGAUUCAAAUCAUUGCAAUGUGUGAAUAUGAGCGCAAUCAUCUGUCGACUCUCUCGAGACUUUCCGACGACGAUAUCGAUCAUAUUUGGUCGAGCGUGUCGUGUUUUAUUGAAAAACAGAUGUUCCUGCGAAAGGGGGUUUGUGUCUUCGGUCUGGGGACUUUCACAUUCUGUCAGCAGAAACUGAACCUCGGAAACAAACAUAUCCUCAUACAGAGACCCGUUUUCAUCCUGUCAGAGAAACUCUCUCAGUAUUACGGGCUCAAACAGAUCAAACCACAGGCUACAGUUCAGUCAUUAGAAGCAGAACUAACGCGCGUCUCCUCAGACGUGCCCGUGGUGCCGCUCAACUUCUUGGCCGUGAGCGCGCAGAGCCCGUACGACAGAGACGCGGUGGAGGGAUGUGUGCGCGAGACGCUCCAUCUGCUGCUCCGCGCCGCGUGCGCGCGACAGUCUGUCCUUCACACCUUCCCUGGGAUCGGCGUUCUCGCAUUCCGGCAAAGCCGAGUCAAGAUGAUGUUCUACCGUGACUUUAUCUCAGCUGUAGACGGCACUGGGAAACUUUCAGCAGCUUUAACUAACAGACUGGAAACAAGUAACGGUGGAGCAUCUGAGAGACCUUCGAGCUUCACACUGCCCUCCAUAUCUGCAGGAGAACCGCUGAGAGAAGAGCCGCCAGCGGCCCGUCACACUGACCGUGAUGAUGGACGGGAGAGUCGGCCGGCAGCCGGAGAGACGGAGACUGACCUCACAGACGGGCUGCUGGACAAGAGUCCGUCAAACACUGACCGAGAUGAGGAUGUCUCAGGACCAGCAGGUGGCGCUGUCAGCAUCAGGACACCAGAGAGAAGCGCUGCAGGUGUGAAUGUGACGUGCGCUGACCACAGACGCGCCGGACAGGAGUUGUGUUACGUCUGCAUGCAGCGAGCGCAGAGAAACCUUCCCGUCUACCUGUCCGAGGAGAGCCGGAGAGCCGAGCGGGAACAAGAGCGGGUUUUAAUGCUUAAUCAACAUCAGAAAGAUCUACAGUACUUCCAGAAAGAAGAGACGGACAGACAGAAGAAGAGGGCAGACGGUCAGAAGGUGGCGGCGUUUAAUCUGGGUGUGGCAGAAGCUCAGAGACGCAGGAAAGCAGCCACAUGCAGCCAAUCACAUGGCUCGUACAUCUUUGCGGGUCGACCCUGUACCGCAGAACGUCUACCGCAGCAGAGACGCUUCAUGCAGGAGCUGAUGCAGGAGGCCUGCAGACGCAGACAGAUGCAGACGCAGACGCAGCAGGAACAACAGCGACUGGACAGACUGCAUCUGCUGCAGAUGUCUGAAGAGAUGGCAUUGAAACGAUCUCAACAGCUUCAUGAGAAACACGAGAUGGCCAAGACGUACCGAAAGGCACUUGAAGAGCAAAGUGAACACCACAGUUCAGAAACGGCUCCUCACACGCUGGGUUCUGACACGCGGCCCGUAUUUGGGAUGAUGGACUCCAACCCAGAGGCUUUAGCCGAGCAGAGACAGAGAGCACAGAAGAUCUCUGAAGAACUGAUGAAUACGGCCGACGGCAGGAGGAGAGACAUGCUGAAGAAACGCUUGAAUGAGCAGAAGAGAGAAAGAGAAAUAAUACAGAGAGACCACAAAGAAAUGUUAGAAGAGCGAAUCUGUCACUACGAGAAGCGGCGACAGCUGCAGGCCGCAUGUGUGGAGAACUGGCAGCACAGCGCCAACAUGAAACACCAACGAGAACAAGAGGAGCUGAACAUCAGGAGGUUCGGUGGUCAAACUCUGACGGAUCAACUUGGACAAUAUGAGCGCUGCAGCCGAUGCAAACGCAGCACCUCCAACUGCGGCCGGACCAACAUCUUCAGAGACACGAAUUAUGUAUCUGGGUCUCGAUUAAUGCUGUAGACCUCGAAUUUCAACCCGGAUAAUAAAGAGCAAAAUAACAUGAAAAUAGCUCGACCAGUCUAAUGUUUUAUGAUGUAUGUGAGCGUUACAUUUAUCUGUUUAACAAAUAUAUAAUAAGCACUCUCACAACCAAUUAAUUUUACGAUUAACAUCCACACACAGGUCAAGUCACCUUUAUUUCUAUAGCGCUUUAUACAAUACAUAUCCUAUACAAUUUGCCAUUGUUUACACAGAGAUGAAACACAUUUUUAUUCUUUAUCAAAGUCAUCAGUCGCUCACAGCAGCAUUUCAACACUCGAUGAAGAUGAA
This is a messenger RNA of Ctenopharyngodon idella (grass carp), 2418 nucleotides long. RefSeq names its product coiled-coil domain-containing protein 81-like. Lineage: Eukaryota; Metazoa; Chordata; Actinopteri; Cypriniformes; Xenocyprididae. Gene Ontology annotation, cellular component: centrosome. Bases 211 to 2109 code for a protein of 632 amino acids. The record is from RefSeq and is a predicted model, not a curated record. The transcript is spliced from 14 exons.